This is a messenger RNA of Oncorhynchus tshawytscha (Chinook salmon), 3405 nucleotides long. RefSeq lists its product as uncharacterized. Gene Ontology annotation, molecular function: signaling receptor binding. The transcript has 12 exons. The record is from RefSeq and is a predicted model, not a curated record. Lineage: Eukaryota; Metazoa; Chordata; Actinopteri; Salmoniformes; Salmonidae. Bases 354 to 2780 code for a protein of 808 amino acids.
GUGUGUAUGUGUCGGCUUCUUUUACUGCCGGGAGGAUGUGUCGCAAUGUUAAUUUAUUUCACUUGAAGCCACACUUCCUUUUUUACCUUCUCUGUAUUUGCGCCUAAAGAGACAGCGGCGAACAUGUAGCCUAGGCGAUGUGUUGAUAGUCUCAACAUUUGUACUUGAUAAACAGUUUAAGUAGAUUGUCAUCAGAAAAACUGAAGAAAACCUGGAUGAUGUAACGUUAAGCAGUGCUAUUCUGAUAAUAAGAUACACGAGUCGAGACUGGUGAGCGCAGUGGGAGAAACCAGAAUUGAAACCUGCGGUGCGCCAGUGAGGGUGAGCUGUUGAGGGAAUAGGUGAGCGGUCUGAUGGAGAGCCCGUCUUCUACGACCAGGCGUCAGGCCUGGGUCCAGACCAGUCGACAGUGGCUAACCCUGGAAGAACUAGAUCCACAGGUACCAGGACCAUACAUCCACGCCUCUGCCCACCCAUCUACCCUACAACGACCAGGAUAUACCCAUCCUUCUGCCCCACAUGGACCACCAUACACCCAUCCCUCUGAUCAACACCAGUCUGUAUCAGAGGAUGACGUCUUCUCAGAUGGAUGCUCUGCAGGAAAGAUUGAGACCUGGCUUCUGGGCUGUGGGCUGGAGACAGGCUCAGAGAACUCUAGCAAUAAUCUGACUGUUGAGUCUCUGCUGAAAGCGAACAGUUUUGAAGAUGACCUGAGUCUGGGUGCCGAGGCUACAGCAUUAAAUGUCAAAGGAGUCUCAGAACUGAGGGUGCUGCUUCCGCCACCCAAACAUCUUCACAGAGGUGGAGUCACCACCAGUACUCCCCGUCAGAGGCUGGCUCUGCCCUUACUCCACCUCGGUUACAGUAUUGCCUCCAGUGGCUUCUCCAACAGCACCAGUAAGGCAUCAAGUGUGUCUGAGGUGCUGCAACUGUGUGCAGAGGAUGCAGAGGAGACUCUGUACGAUUUGGGGUUCGGAUGUGACGAGCCUGAUGUUACAGACCGCAUCCCCACCCGUUUCCUCAACUUCCCUUCCCAGCUUCACGGUAUCAACUUCCGCCUCUUCCUCCAGUCCCAACUGUACCGCCUCCGACAGGAGGACCCAGGACUCUCUCUGGCCAGUCGUUUCAGGCAGGUAGAGGUGUUAACAGCCAUGGCCAAUGCCUUCUACUCCCUCUACUCCCAUGUGUCCCGCAUGCCCCUUCAGAAGCUCUCCCCUCCCGAGUUCAGCAUCUCCCCCACCGCCGACAUGCAGACUGGACGGCGCUUCAUGGGAAGCGUUCGCAGCGAACCGAGGUCUCCAGUGGAGCGAUUUAAGGACACGGUUUCUAAGAUGUGCCUGUAUACUAGUUCUGGUGGUUCCACCCAGCUAGGCUCGGACUCUGCCUGCCACGGUCCGGGAUUUUCUUCCGGACCUGGGUCUGGGUUGUCCCCCAAGGAGAGAAGCAGCCUGCCUGACUUGGUGGGACUGGUCUUGGAGAAUGCCAAGGCAGAGGCUGUAUCCAGAGACAUGGAGGAGGAUAAUCAGGAUACAGGGGACAGUAAUGGGAUGAGUGCUGCUGUGGACACGAGUACUAUGGUGAAGGAUAGAGAGACAGAGACACAAGGACACAUAGACACAGUCAGUGACAAGGAGAUGGAGCAGGGUUUGUUAUCAGAUGUACAGAAUAUGGACACAGGGCAUAGUAGUUUGAUUAGUUUUGUGGAGCCACAUCUGGUCAAGGACAGAGCGACGGAGACACAGGGACAUAGAGACACAGUCAGAGGCAAGGGGUUGGACCAGGGAUCGUCAUCAGAUGGGGAUGGGGCUGAUUUAGAGAGAGAGAGAGACAACGAUGGAACUCCAAAUCUUCAAGCAUCAUCACUUUCAGAAUCAGGUCAGCGAGAACCCAGUAGUAGAAUGAAGCUGGACUUUUGCCUUACUACUUCAAGUUCUACUUGUGAGGUUGGAGAAACUCACAACACAAUUCAUCCCACAGACUGGGCAGCGGUGGUGGCACCGGUUGCCAAGGUUACCCAUGACGUCAUAUGUUCUCAGGUCGUUGAGAGUGUGCACCAGGCACUCUACAGCAGUCAACUACAACAGUGGAAUAAUAACACACAGAUGGCGACCAUUUUGUCGUCUGUUGUGUCCUCUGAGAAUGUCAGAUCUGACCGGUCCUUCACCACAUCAGACGCACUACACAAAUCCAGGGAGGAGAAGGAUUUAACUACCAAUAACUCAGCCAAGAGUUUAGAGGUCGCCAUAACUCCCAUUCUGAGUUAUGAGGGUGAGUCUGAGGGUGACUCUCGUUUGGGAGAAACUGGGACACUGGUGGAGUCAACGUUCGUGCCCAUAAAGCUCCCUAGUGGAAAGAGGUCCCCUUGUCUAAUCACUGUAACUGAUGUGGCUUGUAGUUUUAGUUCUGCAUACACACCGGAGAUGGAUCUCACUCCCAGUGGUGGUACCACUGAGGUGCCUUCAGCAGCCCAGUAUUAUCCAGGUGUAUGGGAGAACAAGUGGUGCCUGAGUCCUCUGAAACCGCCACCAAUCCGGGUCCAAGGGGAGGCAUCCCACAGUCUUCAACAGGCCAACUCCUUUGAGCUAGAGGAGGUACAUAGUGCAGGGGAGGAAGACUUUGGACAGCAAGAAACCAUAAGGUCAACAUCUUUGUCACUGUCUACUGUCAAUCAAAACACAGGUCUGGUGGUUCGAGGGGACAGCAUGCAGUCAGACAGUAGUGGCUAUGCUGAUGAAGACGUCAUCUCUUCAGUCUACUCCACUGACAGAGACAAGAGCUGACAGACUGAUAAGGGUUGAGUUCCUGCCUGACUCGAUACGCAGGCAUUGCAUUGCAUCAACCAAUGGUCGCGUGCCAUGUCAUCGACUGUGCAGUUGGGCAUCAGAUUACUAUAUCAUACGAUGUGGUUAGGUGAUAUGUUAAAUACCUAUCAAGGCAUCGUAGUCAGGCAGGAACUUGACCAAGGCCCUCUGGGAACUAGACUCAGGGAACUCUGUGAGUAUUAUUUGUAUGAGUCACACAGAAACAUGUUCAUCCAACAGAUACUGAUUGUUUGAUUAUGAGGUAUGAGGUCUGUUCAUGUUAGUGUUAAUGACAUUAUGAAUCAGGUGGCAUCAGUCGGUGCAUUCUGAAUGCUGCCACUCCUAUGCAACACCAGUCCUUUGACUGAGUGCAGACAGAGUAAUCUGAUGGAAAGGAUUGCCCUGGAGGUAUAGUCCACACAUACUGUUUAAUUGUGAAGAGAUUGUCCUAUCUCCAUGUAUAGUGUUACUGUUGAUGACAAUCAUUAAAUCGAUGUUGUCACACCCUGAUCUGUUUCACCUGUCUUUGUGCUUGUCUUAACCACCCUCCAGGUGUCGCCCGUCUUCCUCAUUAUCCCCAGUGUAUUUAUACCUGUGUUUUGUC